GUCAGUUUCAGUCAGGGGGAGGGCAUCUCCACCGCGCCAAGGCACAGCAACAAACAGCCCCGGAGAGGUGGACGGCUUGGCAAAAACAGGGAGCAGAGCCAGCCGGUUUGAACUCCUCUGCCUCAGGAAAUUAUUAACUUUCUGGAAUUUGAGGUAGGGCUGCACGUCUUUCUCUAACUUUGCCAGAAAUGCCAACAGAGGACCUCUGGGGAAUGCAGUUUGACAUGCAGCUGUUGGGGAAGCUCUCCCUGUCUGUGGUGGCUGUGCUCCUGGCGUCCUGGGCUUACAGAUUCUAUAGUUCCAGAGGUCGGAAGCCCCUUUCUCAGGAUGGAGAAACUCAAGUGAAUGGGCAGGGCAAGGAGGAAGUCACCGAUUGCUGCGUUGGUUGCAAUGCCAAUUUAAGACAGAGGAAACGGAACCAAAAGGAAGAAGCAGAAGAGGUAAGCAAAGAGAGAGCAGAAACAGACUUUGUACACCACACGAAGGCGAUGGAAGCCGUCAAUCACAAGGUCCUUCAGCCAAUCAGUAAGAGUCACAGGGAUGUGGAAUUCACUGUCCCAAAGAAGGGACCUGGGGAAGAAGAGCUGGGCAGCAAGGGUGACAACAAUGACAACUGUCAGGUGGACCCAAGGGACCUGCCUUCCAAAGAGAGCUUUAUUUCCAGUUCGGAUGGCCAAGGUGUGGAAGAGCAGGUGGAAGUCGGUGAGCCGCUUGCCUCAAAGUGCAAUAAAGAUGCCUUGCAGUCAACACGCAUUUUGGAGGUCAGCAGUGACCAGGAGAGGAGUCGUUCACCGGCCUUGCUUACGACUGUGAACUCUGGCCUUGGAGUGGAGCGGGAGCUGCGUGAGAACCUUGAACACCCGGGCUCUUGCUUUCACUUCCAGUCCAAAGCAGAGAUCAAAGUGGAAGACAGCAGCUUAGUCGUGGAGAUGCCAGGUGUUGGACGCAGGCAAAUGCACGGCAAAAUUUAUGAGUACUUCAUAGAGUCUGCUUCUCAUUCCGUUUCGGACGACAACACCUACCAGCCUAGCUAUUCGGCCCCAGAGCUUGCACAGUAUGACGACCAGAUGAUUCAUGAUGCCUGUUUGGAAGAGCUGGAGGCCAAGCUGAAAGUGGAAAGAGGUAGCUGUUGGAAGGGCAGCAAUGACCCACCAUCAACGGCAAAUUCAAUCGCUUCUCCCUCCAUCCAUUUAGACUCCGUUUUCUUGGACGAUUUCGAGAAUGGCUACAAAGAGGAAGCCUCCGGGACUCUGGUCGACAGGAGCAGACAUGGGUCGGGGCGAAGUCGAAAAGAAAGCCUUUCCCAUAUUGUGGAGAAUUCUGAACUGCAGAUCUCUUUGCGUGAUCUCAGAUCUUCUUCCACUCCAGCAUCCAGUCGGCUUAGCUCCAGAACACCCUCAUCAGAGAAGCUGUGCUUCAGUCCCACAGGCUCAGCAAGAGAUCCCAGGGACAAUGACACAAAUUUAGACAUGUUUGCCGGAAACAGUCAAACUGAAAACGUGGACAGCGCUGAACUGGACAUCUUGAAGUGCCAGUUGGAUUUAGGGAACUGCUUAAAGGCACUCGCCAUGGCCCAGAAGCACCACCUGCCUGAAUUACAGGAGGCAGCAUACAAGGUUAUGUCGGACAACUAUUUACAGGUCCUGAAGGACCCGACCAUCUAUGGGAGGCUAAGAGCAAACGAAAGGGAGCAGAUCCAAACCCGAAGGCUGAGAGGCAAGAAACACCUGGUGGUAGUCGACAUGGAUCCUCAAGACUACCUGGAUCCCAGAUUCCAAAACCCACAGGAUUCCAGUCUCCGCACAUCAAGCAGACUCUACUACUAUGACAACCAGAACGAUUCCUGGCACCCUUUAUCCAGCGUGCCCCGGGAGGUCAUCUCCAAGGGCUGCUCCAUGUGCACCAUGGACAACUACCUCUUCAUCACGGCUGGAUGCCAUGGCACGAAUGGAAAGAUGAAACCAUCCUGCAAGGUCUUCUGCUUCAAUCCUAUCACGGGAAUUUGGAAGGAAAUCUGUCCUAUGAAUCAAGCUCGGCCGCAGUGCAAGCUAGUGGCGUUACAUGGCUAUUUGUAUGCCAUUGGGGGAGAGUGUCUAUACACAGUUGAGCGUUAUGACCCCAGGGUGGACAGGUGGAACUUUGUGGCCCCUCUGCCAAACGAUACCUUUGCCGUUGCCCACCGUGCCACCGCAUGCAAUGGUGAAAUUUACGUUUCCGGAGGCACACUGAGGUACACCCUGCUGCGCUAUAACCCGAAGACUAACACCUGGAAGGAAAGCCUGAUUAUGGGGAACAAGGAGAGAACCGCCGACAUGGUGGCCAUCAAGAGUUUCAUUUACCGCUUUGAUGUCAAUCCAGCCCUGGGCAUCAGUGUGUAUCGCUAUCACGCCAUGGCCAAGCUUUGGUACGAGUGCUGCAUCAAGCGAAUUCCCUACUCAGCUACUUUCCAGUGUGCCGUCAUCGACAAUCUGGUGUACUGCAUUAACCGGCAAUUUACUAUGAGAUUCCUAGCAGAUGAAGUUUCUCCCGCUUUUGUAGAGGAAAAACUGACAGCACUGCCCGCAGCCAAGGGGAUCCUGUUCCCGUUAACCCUUUCACUUCCCGAAAUGGUAGCCGUUCAGACCAGCGUGUAGUAGCACAUGACUGUUUACAAAGGAGCUAUGGAACCUUUGGAAUACUUUUGCUGCAGGAUGGCGAUUUAUCUGGGUGGAAAAUUUUUAGACGAGGACACAACUCCGAUGAAUUAAACAUCAGGAUCUAAAAGGGAAAAAAAA
Messenger RNA from Erpetoichthys calabaricus (reedfish), 2774 nucleotides. RefSeq names its product kelch domain containing 7A (gene klhdc7a). Lineage: Eukaryota; Metazoa; Chordata; Cladistia; Polypteriformes; Polypteridae. The record is from RefSeq and is a predicted model, not a curated record. The transcript has a single exon. Bases 189 to 2633 code for a protein of 814 amino acids. Gene Ontology annotation, molecular function: protein binding.